AUGAGUUUAAUUUUUUUUUUCUUCCUUUUUGAGGGACACAUUGGCACAUCAACUUAUGGAGUACUUUGGCUUAAGGAGGAAUCUCUUGUUACAGAGAUAAUCCGUUUAGCAGAAGAAUGCGGUGUUUUCUCAGUCAGAGGCACAGCCUUUUACACCCUUGGUCUUCUUGCUUCCACCCGCCAAGGUGCUGAUCUUCUUGCUCAGUAUGGCUGGGAGUCCAUUUGGAGAAAUCGAGCAGAAAAAUGGCCAAUUGUUGAACAUCAUGAACCAACAGUUGAUGAUGGAGUUAUGUCCCCUGACACUCCCAGUGAUCGAAACCUUAGCAUCUCUAGUGGAACGCGCUCAGACAGUGAAGAGUCUUCCAUGAAUGCACACUUGGGAAAUCACUGUAACUUCGAGCAAUACAGCUCGGAGGAACGUGAGGAUAACAAGUCAAACCGUGCUUAUCCGAAGCACUUGAAUAUUCCGGGAAGCACAAAGGAUGACUCAGACAUCACUCUUCACAGGCUGACAAACAUUAGUCGAAGCUCGACGCUUCCCCCGCGGUCAAGUGGGUUUGACCGUUCUCAAGCCACUCAGUUUUCGACCAAGAGUAAAUCAAUGCAUGGCUUUCUCAAAGAUCGGACGUUUUUGUCACCUGUCAACUCGUCAAGUCCUGCAUCAUUCGGAUCCGGGGAUCGAUCUCCAACGAAAUCCUUGCAUUUGAUGAUAUCAUCCCAGUCUGAACGUUCUUCAAUAGAAAAAGUUGAGGAGGAAAAUGCAGAAUCACUGUCAGAAUUUCAAGAAAACGACUCCAACAAAUUAGCCAACAAUGUCUCCAACUUGACCGACCACAGCAGUGGUCGGAUGUUUGACAUUACCUCAUAUCGGACACGGGUUGGUAGCCUUCGAGACCAGCAAAGUGGCAGUGACAGUUCUAAGACUAGCAAAAGUCGUGCAGACAGUUUCAACACUGACUCCACGACCAGUGGGGUCAGCUCUUGUGACUCGGGCCCAACUAUGACUUGUGAUACAAUGUGUCGAAGUCCAAUAACAGGCUCAAGCACUACUAUUUUGACUAAUGAUACUGGUCAUUCAACAUUGUCCGAUGGAAAAGACUACGUUCACCCGUCUUCACAGCAACGGAAACUUGUCAAUCUGACUAGAGUGCCAAGUUUAAGGCGGCAUUGUGGUAGUCCUCCUUAUGGCAUCAAGCCGUGUGUCCAGGGAUUGGACCAUCUUGUCGAUAACCCUGUGACUUACACGAGCACAAGAGAUGCUGCGGGGUUAGCCACAUUGCGGCUGAUCAGACGACAACGUACUUCCAGUUCAGAUGUGGACUCUGAUUAUGGGCUCAAUAAUUUGUAUGGUGACGAUGAUGAUGCCUUUAGCCGGACUUGUAGCAUCGGAUCGCAGAAAAGUGCAGAAGCACUUAGUUAUCAUGAAUCGAAUCAAAGCGUUCACCGCUCACGGUCGUGCCAACCGAAGCAAGCACCCACCUCUGGCAAGUGGGACACACAUCCAGCCCGCAAAUCAGGCUCCCAAGAACAGGAUGAGAGGUGA
Molecule: messenger RNA, 1542 nt
Organism: Acanthosepion pharaonis
Lineage: Eukaryota; Metazoa; Mollusca; Cephalopoda; Sepiida; Sepiidae
Source: the annotation of a GenBank genome assembly